Messenger RNA from Ceraceosorus bombacis, 2609 nucleotides. Lineage: Eukaryota; Fungi; Basidiomycota; Exobasidiomycetes; Ceraceosorales; Ceraceosoraceae. The record is from the annotation of a GenBank genome assembly.
AUGGCGUACGCACGCAUCAACAAUGCACCACCACGCAUGAUGCCAAAUGGCACGAUGGGGAGCGUCAGCGUGGGCAUGCCUUCAGAUGUCUCCUCUUCACACAUGAGGAAACGCAGCAGAGCAGGAACUUUUGGCAGCGAUGAGACUGGAAGCCAAUUCAGCAGCGCUGGUCGCUUCGCAGGCGCUUCCGUCCCCGUCGCUGCGUAUUCAAAGGCAGCGGAGGCGGAUGAUGAGAUGGUGAGUGUCUAGGGCGAAGUUCAAGAGGGCUGGCAGGGCAGAGGACUCUUGAUCGAAGAGCAUCAGUCGCGAUGCUGGCAUGAAUACCGCGCAACGUCGACGGAACAUUUGACACGCUCGUCAUGCCCCCCUUUCCAUCCAGCACGAUCCGCGAAACGCAGACAAGCACUCGAGCGAAAUCGACUUGCGAGGCUUUCUCAACGUCUUGACCUUGGUGGUCAUCGGUGGCGCUCUCCUCGUCCUGUUCAUGGGUUAUCCACUCCUAUCCCAUUUCCUCGGCAAAAAGGACUCCACAAAGGGCGGAUUCAAUCUAGGAGGCACAAAUGGCACUGGUCAGGUUGGCAUCACGCCCGCCAUCAGGUCUAUAGUGGAUACCGACACGCCAGAGGCAGCUCACAAAUGGAAGGGCUACUUGGGCAAUUAUCACAUCGUCUUUAGCGAUGAGUUUGAAUUGCCCGGCAGGACCUUUUGGCCUGGAGAUGAUCCUUAUUGGGAGGCUGUAGACAUCUGGUAUGGAGCUACGGGUGAUUACGAAUGGUACUCUCCAGAAGCCGUCAACACCACAGACGGCGCUCUGGUCAUCACGAUGGAGGAGAAGCCUACACACAAUCUCAACUUUAGAUCCGGCAUGCUUCAAAGCUGGAACAAAUUCUGCUAUCAAGGAGGAUACGUCGAAUUCUCGCUUCAAAUGCCAGGAACGCAGCGCACGUCCGGCUACUGGCCAGCAGCGUGGACGAUGGCAAAUUUGGGUGGGUAAUCGAGCAUGAUCGGCACGGUCCCGCUUCGACCUCACUCAUGCUUCCUUUCCGAGCCUUUCAGGUAGACCGGGGUAUCUGGCAUCGACCGAUGUGCGUAGAUUGUGACAGGUGUCCUGAUGUCAAGCAGCCCCAUACUGACUUCUGCAUCGCCUUUCGCAAUCCGCCAACAAUGCUCAACAGGGGUGAGUACAAUGUCUGUGUCUCGUGGAGAAUCGCGUUUGACGUCGCUGUGACUGGCUUCUUUGCACUCUUCAAAUUCCAGAGUGAGAAUAUCGGACAUGUGUGCUGAGCGAUCGAGAAGCAUAGCUGACUCACAAAGGAUAAUCUCUGCUCAAAAAGAUGUGGCCUUACAGUUAUCAAGCUUGCGAUACGGGGGCCCUCCCGAAUCAGACCUACGUCAAUGGGAGCGGACCUCACUUAGCAAUUCACUCGACGGGGGAAUAUCAGCAUCCAAAAGGUAAGUCGAGUCCCAUGUUGCCGCACCACGCUGUUUCCUUUGGCACACAUCUGCGCAUAUGCUUUCAUGCUUUGCCACUAACAGAUGCUGAUGAUAGUGCGCUUCUUUGCUCUACACUUGCUCCCCCUUCCUGCGCAGGUCAACUAUCAACGCUGCCUGGCAUGCGGACGCCCUCUUGCACGUGUCCUGGAGAAGAUCAUCCUGGUCCUGACGUGACCGUAGGGAGGAGCGCGCCAGAGAUUGACGUCAUCGAAGCGCAGGUGCAGACUCGAGGCGGCACAAAGCACGUCUUCGCUUCGCAGUCGCUCCAGACGGCUCCUUUUGAUGAUGCUUACUACUGGAAGAACACGUCGGAUGUGGCAGAGGUGGUGGGCGAGUACACGCGGUACGUCGAGUCGGUCGUGUGCUACAGAAACGGGAACAAAGGAGCGUCCUCACAAACUUCCACUCUCACCCCACAUUUGCCUCCUUAGGUUCAACGACUACGUGGGUGGACCCUUGCAAGAAAGCGUCAGUGCACUCAGCCAGUGCCCGGAUGAUGGUUACACCAAUGCAGGACAGCGUUAUGUGACUUAUGGAAUGGAAUACAGCCCGGACUGGAAAGCCGAUGGAAGCGGUUCCGUGACGUGGUACGUCGAUGGCAAACGCACCUGGACCGUGAAAGGCGAUGCAAUCGGACCGAAUCCAGAUUUGGAUAUGGGCCAAAGGACGGUCCCGACUGAGCCGAUGACCAUUGUGAGUGCUGGAUCUCGUGUCCCAGCUUCCGUAUCCAGACGCGUCCGCUCAAGCUAUCACCAUGCUUCAGGUCAUGAACCUUGGGAUCAGCCCUCAGUUCCAAACCGUCAACUUGCAGACCGGCAAGGAUGACCUGAUCUUCCCAGCACAGAUGAAGUGAGUGCUGAGUGCUCCCCGACAGCCUUGAAACAAUUUGUCCACGACUCUGACCCGAGACUUUCCUUUCGCGGCUGUGCAGAGUGGACUACGUCCGCGUGUACCAGCUCGACGGUCAAGAAGACAGGGUGUCGUGCGACCCGCCUGACCAUCCCACGAAAAAGUACAUUGAGGACCACCUGAACCUCUACAUGAAUCCCAAUCUCACAAAGUACGCCGAUGCUGGCUACCCAGCAGUCAAGAACAAAAUCUUGACAGGUUGCUGA